This is a messenger RNA of Fopius arisanus, 458 nucleotides long. It is a transcript of the gene Vti1b, whose product is annotated as Vesicle transport through interaction with t-SNAREs 1b. Gene Ontology annotation, molecular function: SNAP receptor activity; SNARE binding. Gene Ontology annotation, cellular component: late endosome membrane; SNARE complex; Golgi apparatus. NCBI's taxonomy places the organism in Eukaryota, Metazoa, Arthropoda, Insecta, Hymenoptera, Braconidae. The coding region runs from base 44 to 391 and encodes 115 amino acids. The transcript has a single exon. The record is from RefSeq and is a predicted model, not a curated record. Gene Ontology annotation, biological process: retrograde transport, endosome to Golgi; macroautophagy; intra-Golgi vesicle-mediated transport.
AUGCCAGUUUUCCCUGAAACGAAAAGAAGAGGGAACCCAUAGGAUGAAUUACGGAAUUGAUUGGGAAGCAGAACAGCGUCAGACCCUUCUAGAUGGUCGAGCUUCAUUGGACAGAUCAACACAAUCUGUAGCUCGAUCUCAAUUGGUGGCUGCAGAGACAGAACAAAUUGGUAGAGAAGUCAUCAAUGAAUUGGGGGAGCAAAGAGAAACGUUGGUUCGUGCCAAGCGGAGACUCUCCGAUACUGAUCAAGAGCUGAACAACUCUCGGAAGAUCAUGAGACUCAUUACCAGAGGAGUACUCACUAAUAAAAUUGCUCUCAUCUUGAUAAUUAUUCUAGAAGGAGCUAUUCUCGCUUUGACUGUGUAUUUGAAAUUUUUCUCUAAGAAAUGAAUAUUCCCGACUACAUUGCAUUUACAAAAAUAUUAAAUCAUUAAAUGAAGAAGAAAUAUCUUCGAAA